This is a messenger RNA of Closterium sp. NIES-67, 2959 nucleotides long. The record is from the annotation of a GenBank genome assembly. Lineage: Eukaryota; Viridiplantae; Streptophyta; Zygnematophyceae; Desmidiales; Closteriaceae.
AUGAAUAAUGUGCAAGAAAACAUUCUCCACCGUAACUAGCUCUAGUCAGGAGUAGAGUAUCUUACAAGUUUUCUCCUCCCCUGGCAAGAUCAUUGGUCCAUUCUUAGUUGUCUGACAGUUGUGCUUCCAUCUCUGCCUGUCUUUAUUCCUUAGUUCCCAGACGUGCGCAGUGGAGUAGUCCUCGUAUUUGUUAGUCAGCCAUUGCACAGCUGCUUUCGUUCGAUGUGUCAGUGUUGCCGAGAAGAGGCGAGCCAAGUAUGCACGAACCAAGUAUGCACGAUUUACCUACUCACCCGAGAGAGCAGGCACCUCGCUUGAGAAAAAAGCUCCUCCGCGCGAACCGAGUGAAAGUCGCCUUAGAAAGCAUAGGGAGCCUCGACAGCACGUACGGCAACAAUUGCAACAACCACGGCUCGAGCUCCAGAGAUGUAUUUCCUAGCGCGUACGAAACCAGGGUAAGAGGCAACGACGACAGCCUGUCGGCCCUACCGGAUACUUACAACCGUCGCUUCGCCGCACCCUUCGCUGCACCCUUCGCUGCACCCUUCGCUGCACCCUCCGCUGCACACGACGACACCCACGGCAAUCCCCUCGUUCUGACGAAUAGCUACGACGACCCUGUCACCAUCGGGUCUUCUGUGCCACCCGUCGAUGCUCCUCCUCCCCUUCGUCCUCCCCCCCUUCCUCCUGCUUUCCCCCCUCCUCCUGCGUUUCCCCACCCUCCUGCUUUUUCCCCACCUCCUCCUCCUGAGAUCCCAGGCGGUGACGCUUUCGGCCACGACUCUGGUCUGCCAGGAAUGAUCGGACGACCGGAGGUGCGGGUGCAGGGCCCUGCGCAGCACGAAGAAGUGGCGAGGCACGACGCCGCGGGGAGGCACGACGCAGCGGCGAGGCACGACGCAGCGGUGCAGCCAAGCACGGGAAGAAACGGCAGCGCUUUGCCCCCCCACGCGUUCUCCCGCUCUGAGUCCCGCGACUUGGCGCAUCCCUGUGCGUCACACUCCACUCUCGUGUUGACCUGCUCCGAAGCCACGUGCCGCAGCAUCAGCUCCCACUCAGAAGAUAGUAGCCUGGAUUCGGUCGACUUACCAGUACCGGGCAACGGCUACCCGGCGCACGCGGGACCGAUCCGCUCACAAGCUGCGGGCGAAGAGGCGCAGGCGAAGGAGAGGGUACUACAGAAUCACGUCGGGAGGCAGCGGAUGGGGCAGUUGCUGCGUAACGUGGUUACCAGCCGGGUUGCGCCUUGGAAGGACAGGCAUCCCGCUGCUGCGUUACAGUCACCCCCUGUUACAGUCUCACAUGCACCGCCUAUCCCCCCCUCCCCCUGCUCUUCUGAACCAGUCCCAUCCUCACCCUCCGGUUCCACACCCCCCGCCACGCCUCCCCGGUUAUCCUGUUCCUCAGCCUCCUCCGCCCAUCGCGCGUCCUUCCCCUACCGUUCCCCCUUCGCCGCUUCCACCCCUUCUCCGCCCUUCAGCGCGUGCCCCUCUCCCGCCGUCCUCAUACCGUCACUAGCCGACCUGCAAGCCUCUAGAACCUCAUCAGCGCAUCUUUCCGCUCGCGUUCCGUCCUCCGCCUCUCCUCCUGUAGAAGACUCCCACGGCUCCCAUGUAACAGUGCCUGCUGAGCCUGCUUCGUCCGCUUCCCUGCCUCCGCCUGGGUUUCAGCGCGCUUUGCUAGAUUGCUGUGCGUGUAGGGGAGCGGAAGAGUCGACUGCUGCAGUGCUAGAGAGGCAGGUGGCUGGUGCGCGGCAGAUCAGGCACAUGGCACGGGAUUUAGAGGGGUGCAGAGCAGUGAUGGUGGAAAAAGGAGCUGUGGGAACGCUGCUGCCUCUGCUAGAUUGGGCUGAAGGCGGGCCAGGAGUACAACCAUGGCUGGACAGAAGUGUGGGCGAUGGGGUAACAGGGGAGAACGGUAGAUUGAGGGAUUUGAGGAUGAAGGUAGUGGAAGAAGCAGUAACAGCGCUGUUGAAUCUGUCCAUUCACCCGUCAUCGAUUGAAAUCAUGCCAAAGCUUGGAGUUGUCCGCCCGGUGGUACAGAUGGUUGGGAGCCGGCAGUGGGAUGCUUCACAAAGCAGCAGCAGGAGCAGCAGUGGAAGUCUGAGUAAUAGUUCGGUUAGCUCGAGCGGGAGUGGCAAUCUCGUGGCGAUCAAUAUUAGAGAAAUUGCAGCAGCUCUGGUCUUCAGCCUUUCGCAAGCGGUUGAUAACAGAGCCGAGCUAGUGAGAAGCGGGGCAGCGGAAUCGCUGGUUCAGCUGCUACAGGAGCCAAGGUGCAGCGGUCAGGGGAGGAAGGAUGCUUGCAAAGCACUGUUCAAUUUCUCGACCUGCUCGGUGGGAAGGCUCAGUUUGGUUCGAGCUGGAGCGGUACCUGUGAUGCUGGAGCUGGCCAUGAUGGGCAGUGCUGACGAGUACAUAUCUGAGAAAGCCAUGGGGGUGCUUGCCAAUGUGGCCAGAGAGGAGGCUGGAAGGGAGGCCAUCUUUUCUGCACAGGUCAGCGAUGGGGCCUGGGAUCUGCCAGGUGGCAAUGCAGGUUAUGGAAAUAAUGAGCUUCCUCAAGCGUCUGACAGUUUGAGCAUGACUUCUGGGUUGAAUGUUUUUCUGGAAACACUGGAUGGUGGAACAGAGCGAAGCAAGGAGUUUGCAGUUUCAGCUCUGCUCUCUAUUGCAAAGAGCAGCAUCAGAUGGAAGGAGCUGUUACUGAUGGAGGGCCCUCUUCCGUCCAUCAAGGCUGUGGCUAUGAGAGGCAACACACGAGCAAGACAUAAGGCACAAACGCUGUACGAGCUUCUCAGGAGCUAAUGGGUGUCAUUGUACGCAGAUGGAUGUGCAUCAUGAUGAAAGGAUAUGGUACACAUAUAAUACCUACAUGGGGUAUUGCACUACCCGCAAAAGGGGCUUGGAUUUGGAACCAAUAUAAGUGUUCAGUGUUGUAUAGGUGUUAUUGGCAGAAAUGACAG